AGUCACACGAGCUCGUUCAAUUUGAGCGCUCAUUUCUACCACUUUCAACCUAUGCGUCACUUCGGAAAGUUCGCAUCCAUUUUGUGGAUUUGUGCAGAAUGUAAAGAGAAAAUGGAGGAGUAUAUAAAGAAAACCGUGUUGCGGGAAGAAAGACAAAAAGGAAAAAACAAAAAUAUUACAGUUGAUGUCCAUGUACUGAAGAAGGAAGAAAACCAUGAGACAUUCAUCAAGAAAACACUUGAAACUAUGAAAAUGUUUAGGAACACAAAUUCUGCAAGUCAGAAGGACAAGGAAAAUGGAUACUAUUUUUUCUAUUGUAUCCGGUCAGGGAAUCCCCUUGAAGGAAGUUACAAAAGUGCAGGAUGUAUGGCUUACACAUCAUUUAAGGUUAAAAAUGAUUGGCUGAGCCACAAAAUCAUUGUGCAGCGUACCAGCAAAGAACACAAUGGGCACAAUGCAACUUGCGAAAAAGAAGGACACUUUCAAACAGUGUGUCCAGAUUUGGUUAAACAGAUUGAGGAAUGGAUCUCGCUGGGUGUCAAGCCAGAUAUCAUUCUAUUGGAAGCCCACAAAUGGUCAAGGUCUCAUGGACACAAUGACUUGAACAACCGUCAGUACUUUGUUACUCCAAAGGACAUUGAGAGUAUUCACACAUGUUUGCUACGCAGAAACCAUUUGGAUAAAAAUGAUGCUAUUAGUUCAGCACAAUUGUUAACUGGUCAGUGCAAGGACAAUGUAGUUUUUUUUCAGCCUUUUUCCCAUGAGAAGGAUCUUAUUAUUAUCCUUCAGACACCCAACAUGAAAGAAAAUCUAAACAGACAUGGAAAGAACAUUAUAUUUUUGGAUGCCACUCAUUGCGUCAACCAGUAUAAUUUUCCACUUUAUACACUGGCUAUAAGAGAUGACUAUGGCCAUGGAGUUCCAAUUGCCUUUAUUAUAACAAGCAGUGAGAAGGAGGCAACACUGGUAAUGGCUUUACAGCAGUUUAAAAGAGUGUGUCCUGCACCAAGGUGCUUUAUGGUGGACAAGGAUAUGUGUGAGAUUAAUGCUUUGCGGAAAGUCUUUUCUGAGUCAGACAUCCUUCUUUGCUGGUAUCAUGUCAUGCAAGCUGUCGUCCGUUGGCUUACAAAGACAGACUCUGGAGUCAGUGGAUCAUCAAAUAUCGAUGUUAGGACAGAAAUUGUUUCUUUCGUCAAAAAGAUGAAGCUUUGUACAACCGAACAUGAUUUUAAGUCAACUGCUGAGCAGUUCUUCACAAGGUUUGAAGAUUUCCCAGCUCUUUGCUCAUACUUCAGGGUUCACUGGCUGGAAAUAGGACACAUGUGGUCUGACUUUGGACGAUGUUACGACCAUGCUGCUUCUGAUACAAACAAUCUUGUUGAAAGAUUUUUCCAUCGCCUUAAAUAUCAGUUUUUGGGUGGGAUUAGGAACCGUAGGCUGGAUGAUCUUAUCAAAAUUCUCCUUAAGAAGACGGAUGGAUACUUCCAGACCAUUCAAGAUUUGCAUGCAGUUGGAAGAAUGAAAAAUGCUUCUUUGAAGUCAGGACAAAUACUUGAAUCAGCAUCUAGAUUGGUAGAGAAAGGUUGGGAGAAGGACAUUCAGCUCAUAGACCACGACAUGUACAUUUAUGAAAUUCCAUCAGAACAAACCUCUGGUCUCUCCUACAAAGUUUGUCCUUCUGAAAGUUUUUGUAGUUGCCCAAUGGGAAUCAGAGGACAUCGCUGUAAACACCUUGUACUUACUGAUUUGCUAAGUAAAAAUGUUUCUCAAAAGUUCCCUGCUUUGGAUUUUCAAUUAAAUGCACAUGCGACUGUAAUUCAGCAAAAACAGCUUUACUCAGUUUUGUGCUUUGACACAAAAGAGGUGGAUGUAAAAAGUUUAUGUAAUGAGAGAAUUUACCACACUUCCGCUACAACGCUUCAAUGUACCUGUUGUACAUAUUCUUAUUAUAAGAAAUGUGCCUGCCUUCUCCUGGCAUGUGAAUUAUUUGAUGUCAAGAUAAAAACAGCUGUAUCUACUUUGGAUCAAGACACAUCGCUGCAAGAAAACAUGAACACUGCAGCAAACCACUCUAAAACUGAAAUAGAGAUGUUAAAUGAAAUACUGGAGACUGUGAAGCAAUGGCAGACAAUUCCUAAGGACAUCUGCCACAAAAUUCAAGACUUGCAUGACAAUGUAACAAAUGCUUGCAUAACUGGACCUAAACUUCCAGAAGCUAAUGUGGAUUUGACAAGGAAGAUAAGACCAUUGUUUCCACACAGAGCAAAAAAUGUUAAACGUUGUUAUAGAAAAAAUCUUAAAAGGCUAAAUACUAAAGCUAAAUAAUAAAUUGAAUGCAAACAUGAGAAACAUUCAGGAGUAGUAGAAUGUAAAAUAUAAUUUGAAAAACUAAGUUCAUUUA
This is a messenger RNA of Misgurnus anguillicaudatus (oriental weatherfish), 2401 nucleotides long. RefSeq lists its product as uncharacterized. Gene Ontology annotation, molecular function: zinc ion binding. NCBI's taxonomy places the organism in Eukaryota, Metazoa, Chordata, Actinopteri, Cypriniformes, Cobitidae. The record is from RefSeq and is a predicted model, not a curated record.